Molecule: messenger RNA, 1128 nt
Organism: Heteronotia binoei (common prickly gecko)
Lineage: Eukaryota; Metazoa; Chordata; Lepidosauria; Squamata; Gekkonidae
Product: globoside alpha-1,3-N-acetylgalactosaminyltransferase 1-like
Exons: 5
Coding region: 1-1128 (375 amino acids)
Biological process (GO): carbohydrate metabolic process
Cellular component (GO): membrane; Golgi apparatus; vesicle
Molecular function (GO): globoside alpha-N-acetylgalactosaminyltransferase activity
Source: RefSeq, a predicted model, not a curated record
AUGGGGGCGAAAUGGAGCCUCCAUGUUCAGAGGCAAUAUCUCUGCAUCCGUGGCCGAAUGGCAGGGUGGGCUACUGCCUUCAUCCUCCGCUUCCUGGAUACGCUUCAAGAAGACUUCCAGAUCAUAACAACCAGGCAGGCUCCACCUACCCUGAAUUCCUCCUCCUGGGACCGGCUGCCAGGUACACGCUUGCCUCCACCUGUCACACGCCCAGCCUUCACGCGAAAUGGCAGAGCAGCGCAGAUGCUGGGAGGCUGGAAGCAGAAUGGGAUGUUUUAUCCUCAGCCAAAAGCUACGCAGCAGAGGCGCACUGAUGUGCUCACACUGACCCCCUGGCUGGCCCCUGUGGUCUGGGAAGGGACAUUCGACUCAGCCAUGUUGGACAGCGUUUACAAGCCUUUGAACCUCACCAUCGGAGUGACAGCCUUUGUUGUUGGGAAAUAUAUAAAAUUCAUGGGCCGCUUCUUGGACUCUGCAGAAAAGCAUUUCAUGACGGGCUAUCAUGUGAAUUAUUACAUCUUCACCGACAAUCCUCAAGAAAUCCCCUUCGUCCAGCUUCAGCCUGGACGAAGCCUCAGCCUCGUCCCCAUCAGAAAAUACAAGCACUGGGAAGAGAUCUCCAUGCGGCGGAUGGAAGCCAUAAACCUCCACAUCUCAGAGACCAUCCACCGCGAAGUGGAUUACCUCUUCUGCUUGGACAUUGAUAUGGUGUUCCAUAACUCCUGGGGCCCAGAGACCCUGGGGGAGAUGGUAGCAACGAUCCAUUCGGGCUACUAUGACAGCCCAAGUCGGAAGAUGUUGCCUUAUGAGAGGAGAAAGGCUUCAGCGGCCUACAUCUCUAGUGGAGAGGGGGACUUCUACUACAGUGGGGCUGUCUUUGGCGGCCUGGUCAAGAAUGUGUAUGAGUUUACCAGGGCUUGCCACAUGACCAUACUGGCUGACAAGGCCAACGGCAUCAUGGCUGCCUGGCAGGAAGAGAGCCAUCUGAACAGACACUUCCUGUCCAAUAAACCUUCCAAGUUGCUCUCACCGGAGUACAGCUGGGAUGACCAGAGGCCAAAGCCUUCUGAGCUGAGGGUCAUACGGCUCUCAUCGGUGGCUAAGAAUUUCAAGGAGGUAAGGGAUUAA